AACCGCUUCCAAGCGUAGUCUUCAAGUUCAAACGACCCAAAAGUCUUUCUUCCCCAAGCACUUUCCUGCUCUCUCUCUCUCUCUCUCUCUCUCUCUCUUUCCCACGCUUUCUCGCACAUUCCGACGAAACUGUCUUCCAGCAAAAAAAACAAGAUUCUAUUGGACUCGAAGACUGAACUUCUGAGGAAAGAAAAAGAUUUCCUGAAAAUAAAUCGAGGGAUUCAAAAUUCUCUGGCACCAAAACAUGCGCACACUACUGGAUUGGAACUUUACAGAGAAAACCUUUGAAGGGUGUUUGUUGGACUGGAGGGUUGAGCAAGAUAUUCCUCAUCAGAGGAUGCAUUGUGAAUCUCAUUGUUGACAUUUGAUUCAGAACAAUUGAGUUGGAUAUUGCAUCUGGAAAGCCAUUCUAGAAAACAUAAGUAGUUAUUCUUCAAUACAGCAGACUUAGCAUUGUAGGAUCUAGGAUGUUCAACAUAAAGUGUUCAAAUGGGUUUUUUGAAUUUAGGAUCUUGUUCAGUUCACGCUGAGGAAAUUCAGCUGUAUGGUAAAACUACACCUUGUGUUCACGACUUUUUAAUGGGGGGCUGAUUCAUUGGAGCUUUCUUGGCAUGGCAGUUGGUGAUUUAUUAUUUCUUUACGUGUAACCACUGAUGCUGCAUAAGGGUGUUUCAUCAGAAAUGAAGAAAUGGUACGUAGGUGUUUUAGUUGCAUCCUUGUUUAUGUUGGUCAUUCUUCUGAGGUACGGAAUCACGAAGUAUCCUGUCAGCGAAAAUUAUCUUACAAGUUCCUUCGCCCCCAAUAAAACUAAGCCUCUUGAAUGGAUCAAUUCUGGAGCUCCACCUGCAGUUCAGAAUCCAGAGAAUGGUUCUCAGGUGGUUCCUGCCGAUACCAUAAUCUCCGCUCUUUUUGCUCAGAGAAACCUCUCCAAUGAAGGGAAGCAAACUUUGCAAACAUGGAACCAUCUGAAACACUUAAUAGAAAAUGCUCAUGUAUUACCUAAUGCAAUAAAGGCAACUAAGGAAGCUGGACAUGCUUGGAAUGACCUUAUGGCUUCGGUUGAAGCAGAAAGGCUUGCAUAUGGAAAUGAAAGUUUCCAUAGGAAAGGAAAAGAGAAACAAUGUCCUCAUUUUCUGAGUGAAAUGAAUGCCACAGGGCUUGAUAAUAGUGGUUUUAAGUUGCAGGUUCCAUGUGGUCUGACUCAGGGUUCUUCCAUUACGGUUAUUGGCAUUCCAAGUGGUCUUCUUGGUAAUUUUCGGAUUGACCUUACUGGGGAACUACUUCCAGGGGAGUCAGAUCCACCCAUUAUAUUACAUUACAAUGUUAGGCUUCAUGGUGAUAAGAUAACUGACGGCCCUGUAAUUGUACAAAAUACAUGGACUGCUGCUCAUGACUGGGGUGAAGAGGAGCGUUGCCCUUCUCCUGACCCGAAGAAGAUUAAGAAAGUGGAUGAGUUGGAACAGUGCAACAAGAUGGUGGGAAAAGAUGAUAACCGGGUCUUGGCAGUUGGUACACACUCCAAUGAUUCGAGAAAGUUUGUCUCCGACGGAUCUAAAACAAAAACAUAUUUUCCAUUCAAGCAGGGUUAUCUGUCUGUUGCAACACUUAGAGUGGGAACAGAAGGAAUCCAGAUGACAGUCGACGGAAAGCAUAUUACAUCUUUUACUGUUCGCGAAAGUUUGGAGCCAUGGCUGGUCAGUGAAGUAAGAAUUUCAGGAGACAUUAAAUUAAUAUCUGUCGUUGCUAGUGGUUUACCAACAUCAGAAGAUACAGACCACAUAAUUGACUUAGAUGCACUCAUAUCACCACCGCUUCCGUAUCGAAAGCCAUUGGAUCUCUUCGUAGGUGUUUUCUCCACAGCAAACAAUUUUAAACGUAGGAUGGCUGUUCGGAGAACAUGGAUGCAGUAUCCUGCAGUGCGGUCUGGGGCAGUUGUUGUGCGAUUUUUUGUUGGUUUGCAUAGAAACCAGAUGGUGAAUGAUGAGCUUUGGAAUGAAGCACAGACAUAUCACGACAUACAGCUGAUGCCGUUUGUAGACUACUACAGCUUGAUCACCUGGAAGACUCUAGCUAUCUGCAUCUUUGGGACUGAGGUGGUCUCCCCGAAGUUUGUCAUGAAAACUGACGAUGAUUCAUUUGUUCGGGUGGAUGAAGUGCUGGCUUCUUUAAAUAGGAUAAAUGUGAUUCAUGGGUUGCUUUAUGGUCUCAUUAAUUCAGAUUCCCAACCUCAUCGGAAUCCUGAUAGCAAGUGGUAUAUUACCAAUGAGGAAUGGGCUGACGCGAAGUACCCUCCUUUUGCUCAUGGCCCCGGCUAUGUUGUGUCAAGUGACAUAGCAAAGGCAGUCUGCAAGAAGCAUAAAAAAGGCCGCUUGAAGAUGUUUAAACUGGAGGACGUGGCAAUGGGCAUGUGGAUUGCUGAUGUGCAAAAGGGUGGUUUGAAAGUAAGAUACGAGAAGGACGAGAGGAUCUUUAACGAGGGGUGUAAAGAUGGUUAUGUUGUUGCUCACUACCAAGGUCCGAGGGAGAUGCUCUGUCUGUGGCAGAAACUUAAUGAAGGAAAGCGUGCCAAAUGCUGUGGCGAAUGAUUACCGUAGUUACACAUCCAUGUGGAUUUUGGUAGCUACAUGGCAGGGAGAUAGUGAUUGCUGGAAUGAAACAGAGAUUCAACUGAUCAGGGAUAGAGAAGGUGCAGUGGGGCGUCAGUUAUAUGGAGGUGGUAAUAACCAUUUUGUAAGUAGGAAUGAGAAUUCGAGGUAGCGAAUCGUAUAGGUAGGUUAGUUUUUAGAACCUGUGACGAUGAUCCACAGUUCCACGGCAUGGUGGAUCUGUAGUAUACGUGUAGAGAGAGAGAGAGAGAGAGAGAGAGAGAGAGAGAGAGAGAGAGAGAGAGUUUUGCGUUGUAUAGAGUAAUCACUAAUAGCAUGUUACAUAGGGCGACACAGCGAUGUUGAUUACAUUUUUUAGCUUCUAUUUGAUGCAUCCCCUUCUAUAUCGAA
This is a messenger RNA of Rhododendron vialii, 2996 nucleotides long. RefSeq names its product beta-1,3-galactosyltransferase GALT1. Gene Ontology annotation, molecular function: carbohydrate binding; galactosyltransferase activity. Gene Ontology annotation, cellular component: Golgi membrane. NCBI's taxonomy places the organism in Eukaryota, Viridiplantae, Streptophyta, Magnoliopsida, Ericales, Ericaceae. The coding region runs from base 654 to 2585 and encodes 643 amino acids. The transcript is spliced from 9 exons. The record is from RefSeq and is a predicted model, not a curated record.